Molecule: messenger RNA, 1827 nt
Organism: Thermothelomyces thermophilus ATCC 42464
Lineage: Eukaryota; Fungi; Ascomycota; Sordariomycetes; Sordariales; Chaetomiaceae
Exons: 10
Coding region: 1-1827 (608 amino acids)
Biological process (GO): transmembrane transport
Cellular component (GO): plasma membrane
Molecular function (GO): purine nucleobase transmembrane transporter activity
Source: RefSeq, a predicted model, not a curated record
AUGUUCAGGCGCCUCUUCCCCGGGCUAAGGAGGAUCUCUCCGCAACUCAGAACGGACGAGAUCGAAAUGAACCCAGUGCAUCCCACGCAAAGCCGAGCCACUCAGGAACCAGAGGUGAACCGCUCAACCUGGUUUCAGAAAUUGAAAGAUGGUAUCGCAGACAUCACCAGGCGCGUAGACGACUGUCCCAAGGAAAUCGCGGGUGCUUGCUUUUCCACGGAGAUUCGCGCAGCAUUCAUCCUUGCCGAGUCGGGUUAUGGUUGUCCCUGUCACAAGCCGCUCGACUCGCAAGGAAAUUGCGCCAACAAGGUCGAGUGGACUGAAUGUUAUAACGAUGUCAAACUCGACCUUAUCACUGCCACCACUGCAGUGUCUGGGCUCUCUAGCAUUCUCUUCGGUUUUUUCACGAACCUGCCUGUGGCUCUCGGCCCCGGCAUGGGACUCAAUGCAUACUUUACUUACCAGGUCGUGGGCGUCAAUGGCUCAGGCUUGGUCAAUUACCGAGUUGCACUCACUGCUGUGUUCAUGGAAGGUUGGAUAUUUAUGUUCCUUGCCUUGACAGGAUUGCGUCACUGGCUGGUCAAGAUCAUACCCGGGACCAUCAAGAUCGCAAGCGGCGUAGGAAUCGGCCUCUUCUUGACCCUCAUCGGCAUGUCGUAUACCUCUGGUCUCGGCAUAGUCACGGGUGGCAUCAGCACACCGCUAACCAUCGGAGGGUGCCCAACUGAGAAUCUCAACGAGGCUGGAGAGUGUGCGUCAGGAAUAAUGACGAACCCAAAGAUGUGGGUGGGCAUCAUAUGUGGCGGCCUACUUACGACGAUCUUGAUGGCUUUUCGCGUCAAGGGAGCAAUCAUCAUGGGCAUCGCCCUUGUCUCCUUUUUAUCAUGGCCACGCAACACCCCCUUGACGUACUUUCCUAACAACCAUGACGGCGACCAGAGGUUCAAUUACUUCUCCAAGGUCGUCAGUUUUCACCCAAUCCAUCACACGCUGGCCCAACAACAAUGGAACCUCGCAGGAGAGUCUGGAUCGCGCUUCGCGAUCGCCUUGUUCACUUUCCUCUACGUGGACAUCAUCGACUGCACCGCCACACUGUACUCAAUGGCACGGUUUUGUAGCAGAGCACGGAGGGACAAGGCCGACUUUCCCCGAUCGACAGUCGCAUUCUGCGUUGACGCUUUCUGCAUCUCAAUGGGCGCGCUGCUCGGGUUGUCACCGGUCACCGCCUUCAUCGAGAGCAGCGCUGGUAUUGCAGAGGGUGGGCGAACUGGCCUGACGGCUAUCUUUACUGGAUUCUGUUUCCUUAUCUCCCUGUUCUUCGCCCCGCUCUUUGCGUCCAUUCCAACCUGGGCCACGGGAAGCACGCUGAUACUAGUCGGUUGCAUGAUGAUUCGCCAAGUCACCAAGAUCAACUGGGGCUACGUCGGUGACGCCAUUCCAUCGUUCAUCACGAUGGCCUUCAUCCCGUUCACCUUCAGCUGUGCCUACGGACUUAUUGCUGGUCUCUUCGCCUACGUUGUCAUCAACGGCAUCAUUUCUAUCGUUGUCAAAGUUUCCAGGCAAACUAUAGUCCCUGAAAACUACGAGCUGAAGGAGUACUGGUCCUGGAGAUUCCCAGGAGAAAAACCGUGGAUAGCCGGGGCCGUUCUCCGCUGCAUCAAUUGGAUCAAACGACGGGAGGACCGCCGGGCUUCGUUCGCGCUCGACUCACGCGACGAAUCGGCCCACGCGGAGCAGUACAGGUCUGAUACGGGUUCGAAGGCAGCGGCGGAUGUCCGCGAGAUGCCGAGUAUCACAACGCCCGAGCCCUUCCGGAAGGCCUACUAA